Messenger RNA from Diatraea saccharalis (sugarcane borer), 2033 nucleotides. Lineage: Eukaryota; Metazoa; Arthropoda; Insecta; Lepidoptera; Crambidae. The record is from the annotation of a GenBank genome assembly.
AACUUUUUUUUAAAUACUUCCUCAUUGACAUUUAGAUCCUACAAUUUGUGCUGCCAUCUAGUGACAUAAAAAUUUGUAGUUUCUUUAUUUUUUAAAAUACUUCCUUAUUAUGAUAGUAAUACUUAUUUAGUUAUUGAAAUAAGUGUAUUACUGAUUUUUGUGUCUAUUAUAGGGAUAGUAUUAUAUAUUUAUUACAACCUUGCCGUAUAUUGUAAAUGUCCUUUGAAUAAAGUUUUCUUGAAUGCAGCGACUUAAAUGUCAAAAGCAGCUGUGUUAUGCGACUAAAUAAAAAAUAUCCGCACACAUUUUCUGUCUUGUUUUUUAUGUUAAUACAAUUUAUGAGACCUUCUCAUUUAUUGCGAUAAAGUGACAUUCUAUGACAUCCUACUUUUGUUGUUGGAAUAUCAAGAAAGUAGGUAUGUUUGUACGACUGCUGUAAAAAUAUAAAAACCUAUUUAUUUCUAAACUAUUGUACUUUCGCUUUUAAUCGUAGGAUUGUGUCGAUAAUUUUAUCUUACCGAAAAUUAGUACGCAUUUUCGGAAAUUGCAGCAGUGAAUCUUAGAACAAAGUUACCAUUAUUACUGUGAUAAUGAAAAUUUAGAGCUGUUAAAUAAACAAUUAAAUAAUAGGUAGUGAAACUAUCAUGGAGUAUACAGCCCAAAAUUUGGAAUAUGCCGUUUCUGUUUUUUAUAAUGGAGAACAAGUUGAUCGGGCCAGGGCCCAUACAUGGCUUACAGCCGCGCAAAGGGUACCUGAAGCAUGGAAUUUCGUCUGGGAACUGCUUCAACCUACAAAGGGUACAGAAAUACAAUUUUAUGGAGCUACUACCCUACACACUAAAAUCUUGAGAUGUUGGAAUGAAGUGCCACCAGAAAGUUACGAGGAAUUGAAAGAAAAAAUUCUACAAGCUAUUUUCACAUAUUCAAACGGGCCUAAAAUUGUGACAAAUAGAUUAUGCAUAAGUGUAAGUAUAGCAGAAGAAAACAAUAAUUUAAUUAUAUAAUAGUAUCUCAUAGAAAACUGAGCAUUUUCAUACUUUCUCAAAAUUUGCCACAGCAAAAAAUUAUCUUAUUGGCUAAUGUGAAGUCUAAUAAGUUGAAGUUUUGUAUGAAAACUUAUAAUUCUAAAUAUGUUGUACUUAAGAAAAAUUAAAUAUUACACAUUCAAUAGCGUGAGACCUUGAUACUGUUUCUUAAUCUGUGGUAUUUUUCAGUUAGCAGCAUUUACCCUCCAACAAGGCACAACUGAUUUGGCAACCCUAUUGAGGCCACUAUCGACUGCUGAAAAUAUGUCUCUGCUACUAGAAGUGUUAACUGUGAUACCAGAAGAAUAUAACAGCAUGACAAUGGGAUCAGCACUCCGUGCCAAAAAUAGGGCAUCAUUGCAUCAAGCAUGUCCAGCAGUAUUAAAUGAUAUGCUUAGAUAUCUACAAACAGUUUAUAAUGACUACAGUGCAGAGCCGCCAUCAGAACAAAUAGUGCAGACAUGGCUGAACGCGGCGACAUGCGCUUGCAGUUGGUUGACGCUGGGCGGUGAGGAUGCUAUCGAUGCUGAUGCUGGUGGAGGCAGCCUUGCUGACCGCAUGCCGCUGUGCCGCGCUCUCAUGACAGUCGUCCAUCUUCUCUAUACGAGUAACGAAUGCGUGAGUGACAGCGCGCUGGACGCAUGUGAGAUGUGUCUGGCAGCGUUGCGGGCGGCCGGCGGGGGGCCAGAAGCAUCACGCUAUCCGAACUCGGCCCUACAGCUUGUAACUGAAUUAGCUGCACUCGCUACCCCCAUUAUGCAACGAGACAAUGUGCCCAACUCUAUCAACGAAGUACGUAUGUUAAAAUCUUUUCCCUACCGUGUUUCACUCCCGAAAACUUAUUAUUGUCUAUACUAUAGGUCCUGGAUAGCUCAGUGGCUAGAGCAGUCGCCCGGAUUGCAAAAGGUCGUGGGUUCGAAUCCCAUCUCAAAGUACCUGGGGCUGGUAGAUUUUUAAGUAUUUUUCAUAUAAGAAUAUUUUCCAUUAUAGCAUUUUGAAUGUAAAAAU